GCUCGAGCCGCGGGCGUGGGGCGGGGGGGGGGCGGGGCUGGCGGCCGCGGCGCGCCGCGAGGUCUCCCUGCCAUUGCAGGGAUGGCGUCGACCGGGGACAGCUGGUUCCGGUCCUCUGGCAAGGCCGGCAGGAGCGCUGCCCUCUACGGCGCGGUGCGGCCUUGCGGGAUGACAAACCCGCCGCAGAACCCGAGGGUGCGUGAGGCGUUGCUGCAGGACCUGGAGGACUACGGCAUCGCGACCGAGACGGAGUCAUGGGCCCGCUCGACGUGGCCGCCUCCGCACCCGAUCAGGGCGGCCCCCGCCCCGAGCCAGUGGCUGGAGGGCUCCAGGUCGGUGCCGUCCAUGCCCGGGUCUCCGAGCAGCUCCGCGGCGAAGACGCGGCAGCUGCCCGGAGAGAUGACCAUGGAGGCCGCGAAUGUGACAAUGAAGCGGCCCGCAUACAGGUUCGGCGGCCACGGCGGCGACGCCGCCAAGGAGCUGACCGUGCGAGGCGCUGACCGAACCCUCCGUGUGCUCAGCUCCUCGUACGAGGAGCUGACCACGGGCCCCGACGCGGACCUGCUGUGCCAGACGCACGGCCUGCCCACGCCGCUAUGGCGGUCCGUUCCCUUCUCCCUGGAGGACAAGAGCACCAACUUGACCCGCAGCCGCCGCACCCAGCAGCUCAGGGCGGACAAGAAGGGUAACCGCAGCCACUCGCGCCUGCAGCAGUGGUCGCACGCUAAGGAGCGCCCCGUGGCCAGAUACCUCACGGACUACGAGUUCCGCAACGCCGUGGAGG
Molecule: messenger RNA, 784 nt
Organism: Prorocentrum cordatum
Lineage: Eukaryota; Dinophyceae; Prorocentrales; Prorocentraceae
Source: the annotation of a GenBank genome assembly